AUGGAUCCCAACGACGCCUUCUCGGCGGCGCACCCGUUCCGGUGGGACCUGGGCCCGCCGGCGCACGCCGCGCCUCCGCCUCCGCCUCCGCCGCAGCCAGCGCCAGCGCCAGCGCCGCAGCUGCCGCCUCACGCGCCGCUGGUGUACGCGGCGCCGAGGGAGCUGGAGGACCUGGUGGCCGGCUACGGCGUGCGCCCGUCCACGGUGGCGCGGAUCUCGGAGCUCGGGUUCACGGCGAGCACGCUCCUGGGCAUGACGGAGCGCGAGCUGGACGACAUGAUGGCCGCGCUCGCGGGUCUGUUCCGCUGGGACGUGCUCCUCGGCGAGCGGUUCGGCCUCCGCGCCGCGCUGCGGGCCGAGCGCGGACGUGUCAUGUCCCUCGGCGGCCGCUUCCACACCGGGAGCACCUUGGAUGCCGCGUCACAGGAAGUGCUGUCCGACGAGCGCGACGCGGCGGCCAGCGGCGGCACGGUGAUGGCCGGCAAGAAGAAGGGUAACAAAGGGGUCGGCUCGAGGAAGGGCAAGAAGGCGAGGAGGAAGAAGGAGCUGCGGCCACUGGACGUGCUGGGCGACGAGAACGACGGAGACGAGGACGGCGGCGGCGGGUCGGAGUCGACGGAGUCGUCCGCGGGCGGCUCCGGCGGCGGGGAGAGGCAGCGGGAGCACCCGUUCGUGGUCACGGAGCCCGGCGAGGUGGCGAGGGCCAAGAAGAACGGCCUCGACUACCUCUUCCAUCUGUACGAGCAGUGCCGCGUCUUCCUCUUGCAGGUGCAGUCCAUUGCUAAGCUGGGCGGCCACAAGUCCCCUACCAAGGUGACGAACCAGGUGUUCCGGUACGCCAAGAAGUGCGGGGCGAGCUACAUCAACAAGCCCAAGAUGCGGCACUACGUGCACUGCUACGCGCUGCACUGCCUGGACGAGGAGGCCUCCAACGCGCUGCGCCGGGCGUACAAGGCCCGCGGCGAGAACGUCGGCGCCUGGAGGCAGGCGUGCUACGCGCCGCUCGUCGAGAUCGCCGCGCGCCACGGCUUCGACAUCGACGCCGUCUUCGCCGCGCACCCGCGACUCGCCAUCUGGUACGUGCCCACCAGGCUGCGCCAGCUCUGCCACCAGGCGCGGGGGAACCACGCCCACGUCCACGCCGCCGCCGGCUUCCCGCCGCCGCCGAUGUUCUAGUUCUAGCUGCUGCGUCCAUGUGUAUGUGUGCCUGCACCGUCGCCGUACGUCUCACAAGCAGUUCCGUGGCGCCAUCGAAAGAUGGAAGAGGGCGGGCUUUCUCUGUCACUUGUUGGGCUCAGAUUUAGAAUGGGGAUGUCACCUGUUGGGCGGAGCAGGCCAGGACACAAUUUACAGUUUGGAUGGGCCACUUGUUAGUUUGUUACCUCGCGGCCUCGCCUAAGUUGUAUUGUAUCCCUCGUGAUAGUUGUUCCCCCAAAACGGUGUGCCGCUACUGUCAUGGUCAUAUAUCCUAAUAUGU
Molecule: messenger RNA, 1477 nt
Organism: Sorghum bicolor (sorghum)
Lineage: Eukaryota; Viridiplantae; Streptophyta; Magnoliopsida; Poales; Poaceae
Product: probable transcription factor FL
Exons: 3
Coding region: 1-1176 (391 amino acids)
Biological process (GO): regulation of DNA-templated transcription
Molecular function (GO): DNA binding
Source: RefSeq, a predicted model, not a curated record